AUGAAGAGUUGCUUUGCUAUUCCAGACUGGGCCAUUCUGAUUUUGAUCUCGGCUUUGCCAUUAGUAGAGCUCCGGGGAGGUGUGCCAGUGGGUCUCUGGAUGGGACUCGCUGUGCCGCAGGUAAUGCUGCUCUGCAUUGUGGGCAACAUGAUACCGAUCCCGUUGAUUCUAGCAGCACUUAGGAUAGAUCAAAUCAAGCAAUUGCUGUCACCGCUGCUAAAACGUGCAGCGCAGAAGACAGAACCCAUUGGAGCCCACGAUAGGUGGGUUGGAGUUGCAGCGUUCGUCGGCGUACCCUUGCCAGGGACUGGAGCAUGGACUGGAGCUAUGGUUCGAACCCUGGCAUGUGGUUGCACUUGA
Molecule: messenger RNA, 360 nt
Organism: Symbiodinium pilosum
Lineage: Eukaryota; Dinophyceae; Suessiales; Symbiodiniaceae
Source: the annotation of a GenBank genome assembly